Ruditapes philippinarum (Manila clam) is the source of this 1542-nucleotide messenger RNA. RefSeq lists its product as uncharacterized. The transcript has 3 exons. Lineage: Eukaryota; Metazoa; Mollusca; Bivalvia; Venerida; Veneridae. The record is from RefSeq and is a predicted model, not a curated record. The coding region runs from base 238 to 663 and encodes 141 amino acids.
CCACACUAUAGAUAUUCAACUUGUAGUUUGUGUUAGAAGGCUUGAUAAGAGAUCGCAAAACAUUCUUUCACGGAUUUAAAUGUUCUUCAAAAUGUGAAAAUGAUCAUUGUUUUUUACAGUAACGAAAAAAGAAGAAUAACAUAUACAACGUGUACAAUUAAAUGACUGGUACAGAAUGCUUAGUAUGAUCAACAACAAAUAUGUGACAUUUUGUUUAGGAUACCGGCAUUGAAAAUUAUGAAAAGUGGAUUAAGUAAAAUGUUAAUAAUGACCGCAAUGUUCGAAACAAUUUUAUCAGUUCAUGCAUUUAAGUGCUGGAAGUGUAUUGCGCACGACUGUAACGCUAACCUUGAAGACAACUACAAAGCAGCAAAGGUCAAAUGUCACGAAGGUCAAAUGUGUAUGAAAGUACGGUACAGAAUGUUUGACAAUGUGACACACUAUGAUUCUGUUAUACGGACUUGUACAGACUCUAAUUGUGACACAUCCUCUAUAGAUGAUUUCUUCUCGUGUAUUGCCAACCCUGCAAAAUACAUGAUCGGAGGUUGCACAUUGCGUUCGUGUUGUGAUGACAAGGAUCUGUGUAAUAUAAGUUCUAACAUGUUGACGCCAGUGUUAUUUAUUACACUUUUUACAAUAAGUAUAGCGCAUUUGAUAGCAUAAUGCGCUAAUAAGGCGAUUAUAUCUAGUAUAUCUCGUGAUUAAGGAUAUUCCUAGUGUUUUCACAAAUUGUAUUUCUACCCAAAAAUGUCAUUGAUACAAUGAAUUUAGAAUAUGGGAAAACAUAUUAUUUAAGACGCGUUGUUCUGUCAGAAACACUUUAGAAAGACCUUUACUUGUACGUUUGAAUAUAUAUGAAUACAAAAUAUACACGUAUGCCUUUUGAAUUGAGAGAAAAGAAUGUUAUAAAUUGAACAGAUAAUUACAAAAUAAAACUAGGGAACAUUUCAUCUUGUUUCAUGUUGGAUUUUAUACAAGGUGAUUAAUAGUUGCGAUUAACUUAGUUUAAAUGUUCUUAAAUGACAAUCACAUGUGAUGUUCCCGUUUAAAGUGAUACGUUACGAUUAUUGUAUUAUGUUACUUAUCGGCAUUAUAUUGCAAAAGAUGUGAAAAUAAAGGACGAAAAUAAAAAGUAAUUAAUUAAUAAAUCGAAUCCAAAUAUAUUAAUGAAUUUCUGUAUACAUCCUAAAAGUUAUCAUUAAGACUAUCCUACUAAACUAUAAAGAUUAUGUUAUUGAAAUGAUAAAUUUGUCUUUAGUGUAUGGUUGCAUAAUGUAUGUUUCUGAACAAUGAUAUUAGAAUAUCAUUAAUGACAUAUUAUUUUAAUCAUAAAACGGGAAAUUACACAUUGAAAGAUACAACGGUAACUCCGUAAAAUUAAAGGCUCAAACCGAAGUUUUAAAAUUGUCAUGAUAUUUUUUUUAUAUAAUUUGUAUAUUACUCUCAGUAUGUUUAAUGAUCAAUCAAUUAAAAUUUAAUGCCGAAACAAAAUGUUGUCAUUGAAUCUUGAUCUAUACAUUGUAUUCUCAUGUAUUUUGUUUG